This is a messenger RNA of Zophobas morio, 5470 nucleotides long. RefSeq names its product heterogeneous nuclear ribonucleoprotein U-like protein 1. The record is from RefSeq and is a predicted model, not a curated record. Gene Ontology annotation, molecular function: protein binding. Lineage: Eukaryota; Metazoa; Arthropoda; Insecta; Coleoptera; Tenebrionidae. The transcript has 14 exons. The coding region runs from base 119 to 2986 and encodes 955 amino acids.
UAACCAUCAACGUCCGCCACAUUCCGCCAUUUGCACGAAUAGCGUGCGUAGUUGUGUUGUUGAAAAAAGUAUUACGUGUGUUUCAAUUUUUGUUGUGAAUUAAAAAACAAAAGGGAAAAUGAGUUCAAUAGUGGACCCUGCCAAGUUAAAAGUAGUGGAAUUACGUGCAGAACUUUCUAAGCGAGGUUUGGACUCUAAAGGAAAUAAACCGGCGUUGGUAAAACGCUUGAAAGAAGCUUUAAAAGAAGAACUAAAAGGAGAAUUGCCUGACACUUCCAUUGCUGACACUUUAACAGAGGAACCUGACACCUCCCAAUCGCAAGAUUGCGAUAUAGAAGAGUCUAAAGUACCUGAUGGAAAAACUGAUAGUCUAAAUGUAGAGAAUGUCUCAGAAGAACAUGGAGCUGCUUUUCCAGAAGUUGUUCAGCCCUUGGUAACUGUUGCUAACAGUGAAGAUAACAUGGAAGCGGAAAAUUCAACACUAGAAUCGAUGGCUAAAGAACCAGAUGCUGUGGUUAUACACGAAUCUGAACAAGAUAUAGAGAAAUCUGUGGAAAAUCAAUUGGAAGAAGUUAAUUUCAACCUUGAUGAAAAUGGAGACAUGGAUGAAUCCAAAUCUAGAAAAUCUCGUUGGAGUUCUCAAAUUGAUAACCCUGAUUUGAUCAAGCUUGAAGAAAAUAAUCAGAUCCAACUGACAGAAACAGCAGGAAAGGAACAAGAUUCAGAUCCAAAAGUUGAAAAACGAAGGCGGAGUAGUGUAUCGCCAGAUAGAUCUCAACGUCGAAGAAGUAAAUCACCAGUUAAAGAAGAUGAACCUCCCAUAGAUGCAGACAAGGUUCAACUCAGUUGGUAUGAUUCUGACCUUCAUCUACAAGUGGAUAAAGAAUCGUUUUUAUCAGCAAAACCCUACCAUGAGGGUGCUUUUGGAUUUGCAUGGGCCGGAGUUCGGGCAACUCAUGGAGUUACUGCUGGAAAGAUUUGUUUUGAAGUUAAAGUUACAGAAGAAUUAAAAUGGGAAGAUUUUUCAAAAUACUAUGAUAAACAUAGAAAAGACCAGCAAAAAUCAUUAACAAAAUACAAACAUGGUGAGAAUAAAGUAAAAGAUGAAACUGAUUCGAAGGAAACAGAUGGAAAAGAUAUUAAUUCUAAACAAGAAAAUGGUGACGAGGAAGAACUGCAAAAUACUGAAACUGAAGUGAAAGAAUUUGUAGAACAGUCAGCUGAAAGAAUAAAAGAAAGUAAUGAGUUGGAAGUAUCUGCAUUAGGAGAGUGUAAAUUAGAAACUACUGAAUCAGAAGAAUGCAAAGAGUACACAGAUGAUCAACAAAUACAAAGUAAAGAACAAUCAGAAUCACUCCCUACUCAUUUGUUUCGUGUGGGUUGGUCUUUACUUGAUACUGGUCUUCAAUUGGGAGAGGAUAAGUAUUCAUAUGGGUAUGAAUCUUCUGGAAGUUUUGUUACUAAUAAAGAAUUUCAACAGUAUGGAGUACAGUUUGGUAUUGGUGACGUUAUUACAAGUUUCUUGUGUAUUGAUGAAAACAGAAUUAGUAUAUCGUAUGCUGUAAAUGGGGUGCCACAAUUAGAAGCUGUACAGAUUCCUUAUUCUGAAAUGCCUGAAAAUUUUGCUUUGUUUCCACAUGUGCUUUCACGGAACUAUGCAUUUGAAUUAAACUUGGGAAGUAAAGAAGAAUCUUGGUUUUCUAGACCUGAACCUUAUGAAGAAUAUCAAUUUUUGGAUAAAGUGGAAGCAAAAGUCGCUGGAUUAGCACGUCCUGAAAAUAGGAGUGAUUGUGAAGUUAUAUUAAUGUGUGGUCUGCCUGCUUCUGGAAAAACCCACUGGGUGCGAGAAUACAUUCAGUCUAAUCCAGACAAGCGGUACACUGUUCUGGGAAACACACACUUCUUAGAAAAAAUGACGGUUUCUGGUGAUGCAUUGAAAACCAAAUACAAAGGAAGCUGGAAUAUUUUAUUGGAGAAAUUGCAAAAAUCUUUAAACAAAUUGAUAGAAAUAGCUGCUUUGCGCAGAAGAAACUACAUCAUUGAUCAGCCAAACGUGUACCCAUCAGCCCAGCGCCGCAAAUUGCGGCCAUUUGAGGGCUUCAAGAGGCGUGCUGUCGUUGUUGUAGUAGGAGAUGAAGAGCAAGCUAAACGGCAAUCUUUGCAAGAGGCUGAGGGCGGUAAAGACGUUCCCGAUAGCACCGUACUUGAUAUGAAAGCAAAUAUGAGCCUGCCGCAGAAGGGAGAUUGGCUUGACGAAGUAGUCUAUAUGGGUGUCGGAGAAGAAGAAGCUAAAGUCUUGGUUCAGAAAUAUAAUAGUCAAGCUCGUGAAUCCAUAGGCAUACAGAGAAGAUUUGGUCAUAGAGAUGAUCGUCAUAGAUGGCAAAACAGGCGUAACGAUUAUAGAGGUGCAAACUAUCGUGACCGAAAUUAUCACCAUAGUCGUUACGAUAGGGCCCCUCCGAGACAAGGUAAUUGGCAUCCACAACGCCCUGGUGGAUGGAAUAGAGACAGACGAGACCAUCGAGGCCCACCAAUGGGUGGUUCACGAGAUUGGAGGAACAGAGGAAAUACCAGAGACCGCGGAAACAGAGACAUGCACAUUCAAGGAAAUAACUAUAGUCGAAGUCGCAAUCAACCUGGACGAGGUCCAGCUGGGAACUGGCCUUCAAAUUGGGGUCAGAAUCAAGGCAACUGGAGUCAACCUUGGGGAGGACAAAAUUCUUGGAGUCAAGGAGGAUGGAGUGGUCAGAACAACCAUAACCAAUGGAAAUAUGGUGGUGGUUAUAGCAAUUAUUCCAAUUGGAAUUAUUAUGGACAGUACACUCAAAAUUGGAACCCCCAACAGAGCCAAACACAUUCAGCUGGGACUACCACAGGAGCAAAUCAAUAUGGUCAGUACUCUCAACAAGAUUGGGCACAAUAUGCGCAGCAGUAUGCUCAACAAGGACAAAAUUCAGAAACAACUCAGUCAACUCCUCAAAAAUAAACACAUGUUCUGAUAAUUUUCACAUUUUGGCACAUAGUACCUUUCAAUAAUAAUCCCGGUUUUAGAUUACAAUUUAUAUUUUGAAGUAGUGGUAAAGAAUUAUUUUUACCUUCGUAUUAAUUUAUUAGAACUUUCUUUUCUUUCUUCUGUUUUCUCGUAAAAAACAUUUACACUUUUUUUAAGAAAUGAUUUUUUUAAUUAAUGAUUAGAGAAUCAUGUGCAAUUAUUUAAUUUGUAAUAGUGUACAAAUUAUUGGCAUACACCCUGUUUUUUUUAUCAUGCACUAAUAAUUUUGACGUAUUUUUUAAAUGAACGACAGUGUGCUUUUACCAAUGUAAAUAAAUGGAAUAUGUUUAAAAAAUACGAAAUUAUAACAUAAAUAGAAAUGUAUUUAGACCUUCAUUAGAAUGGCACAUAAUAUCUAAACAUUAACUCCCAACUUAAAAUUUCCGUUAACAUAUCAACUGCAUAAUCAAAUUACGUCGGGAUUUGUACGACAGGAUGUACAAAAAAAAAAAUGUGGAAACAUGUAGAGUCUCCGAAAUACUGCAAUACUACUACUGUUGAAAAAUUAAGGUAUUGUGAAGACGACAAUGAAACAGUUAAUAAGUUAAUGAGUUAAUAAGGCAAACUAACUGUUGUAAAUUGUGUUUGUGUUGAUUUAAUGUACCAAAAAUGUUUAAGCGGAUUACCUAGCAGCAGAUAUUGAGGUGGCAAAUCCUUGAUUUAUGACGCUAGGAUUGAGCCGGUAACCAACCGUACAAAAGAAAACAAUAUCAAAAUAAAAUAACAUACCAUUAUUAAAUUUAGUGGUGCCAUAUAACCUUGUAGUAUUUCGGACACUAUACAUCUCGGUUUUAGCUGAAACAAAAAAGAAAUUUUACUUUUAAUCGAACUACUUGAUGUACAGUCACUGUCAUAGAAAACUGGACGACUAGGUUUGACACACACCUCCAAAUUUAAAAAAAAUUACGGUUUAAUUUUUUGCUUGAGAAAUCAAAUAACUUUGACAAAGUCACAGUCCCAUUCUUAAAAUCAGGUGCGUACACUCAAAUUGCUGUUAAAUUAAAAACUAAAAUUUUGUUAUGUCAAAGUGGUGCAGUUUUCUAUGGCGGCGACCAUACGUCGUGUAGAUAUUUUGUUUCAGACAUCCAAUAACAACACUUACGCAUCAGAGUUGAAUUAUGUGCGAAGUUUUUAUGGACAAAAUCUUCACGUUGUGAAAGUUUUUCUUUUGGGACCGUUUUAUCCUCCAUGAUUUUACCAAAUACAAUAAAAUAAAGUUUCCCAACUAGUUUCGUUGAAUGAACAUCUUCAGGGGACACUACAAAUUACACAUUAAAUACGCUUUAUCUUAAAAUUAAUUCAUUACUUACAUUAAAAUAACAUUUGGAUAGACGUUGACAAACUAAAAUGGAGAGAAAAAAUGAAGGGGUGUACGGUUAGAUUACACUUUUAAAUCUAAAUUUACUAAAUCUAAUUUGGAAUGAAAAUCUAAAUACAUAUUAAUCUAAAUGAAAUUACGUCAAAUAAUACACUAAAUAUAAACACAAACGAAGAAAAGCUAAAUUAAACAUUAAAGCAGCUUGGAAUAAUUAAGAGUUGGCAUAUAAUAUAUAAUAAUCACUAAAUAAAUAAAAUAAAAUGAUAACACUAAUCUGAGCAAAAACCACGUAACAAAAUUGUUAUAUAAAACAUAAGGUGGCGUCGUAUUAAAAAAUUAAGAAGCUAAUCACGCUUUAAAAAACAAAAAUCCACUUAAACAAGUAAGUCAAAUAGUAUGGAAUUAUCGAUCUUGUUUUUUAAAUUACUCACGUUCUGCUUCUUAAAGAGUUUAAUUAUUUCAAUGUUUCCUAGUGUGGUUAACAUGGAUCCAUCUUUUCCUUCAUGUAACAAAUCCACCUUCUUACUCACAAAUUUAUAGUAAUAUAGUAGAGGGUGUCUUCCCGUACCUGAACUCCCCGUUUAUACUUUAUGUGUUCGUUAAUCCUAAAUUUCAAUUUCCUAAUAUUCCAGUGUUCCCUGAAGUUGUUCGUUAAACGAAACUAAACAGGAAACUCUAUUUUAUUUUAUUUUAUUUUAUUUUAUUUGGUAAAAUAACGAGAAUAAAACUAUUCCAAAACAAAAACUUUCACAACUUCAGAAUUUAUUUAAUGUGGAUGUAAUUCUCCUUCGCAAACAUUUUUUUUUUUUUUUCAAUAAAAAAUACUAAUCCUAUAAAAAAAAUAAAAAAUCAUCUUCAUUCCCCCGCGGAUACUAUAAUUAUGUGACACCUAAAUAUUUGUGUAAAAGGGAUAGCCCUCACUGGCGAACGCAAACGGGAAACUUUUGUCCCUGGAUAAUAAGAGUCAUUAUAGCCGGCUGACAUUUACAAAGAAAAAGUACUAGAUUUCCUUAGCUUACGCUCGGGAAGUGUAAGAAAUCAAAAAAGAAAUUUAAUUUAUUUACUGACAGGAACAGUUUCAUCUAUUUUAUUAUAUGUAU